Molecule: messenger RNA, 3874 nt
Organism: Pelecanus crispus (Dalmatian pelican)
Lineage: Eukaryota; Metazoa; Chordata; Aves; Pelecaniformes; Pelecanidae
Source: RefSeq, a predicted model, not a curated record
UGUUCUUGACUUAAAUGCAUUUGAACGUCAGAACAAAGCAGAAGGCCUCGGCAUGGUGACUGAGGAGGGAUCAGAUUUUCAGAAUUACCUGAGAACUCAGACUGGUAACAACACAACUGUUAAUAUUAUCAUUUCCACUGUGGAUUACUUAUUAAGAGUUCAGGAAUCCAUUAGUGAUUUCUAUUGGUAUUACUCUGGGAAGGAUGUUAUUGAUGAGCAAGGACAACGAAAUUUUUCCAAAGCUAUCCAGGUUGCAAAACAAGUUUUCAAUACUCUUACAGAGUAUAUCCAGGAUUCCAGUCAAAUUGAAUUACUGAAGGAAUUAAUGGAUCUUCAGAAGGAUAUGGUUGUCAUGUUGCUGUCUAUGCUGGAAGGUAAUGUUGUGAAUGGAACUAUUGGCAAGCAGAUGGUCGAUAUGCUUGUGGAAUCGUCCAACAAUGUGGAGAUGAUUCUGAAGUUUUUUGAUAUGUUCUUAAAAUUGAAGGAUUUGACUUCCUCUGAUGCAUUCAAAGAAUAUGACCCUGAUGGUAAAGGGAUAAUUUCAAAGAGGGAUUUUCACAAGGCAAUGGAAAGCCAUAAGCAUUACACUCAGUCUGAAACUGAGUUUCUGCUGUCAUGUGCUGAAACAGAUGAGAAUGAGACUCUGGACUAUGAGGAGUUUGUGAAACGAUUCCAUGAACCUGCCAAAGACAUUGGUUUCAAUGUUGCUGUUCUCCUGACCAACCUGUCAGAACACAUGCCCCAUGACACCCGCUUGCAAACUUUUCUUGAACUGUCAGAGAGUGUGCUGAAUUACUUUCAGCCUUUCCUUGGACGCAUAGAAAUCAUGGGCAGUGCAAAACGCAUUGAACGAGUUUAUUUUGAAAUAAGUGAGUCAAGUCGGACGCAGUGGGAGAAACCUCAGGUAAAAGAGUCAAAGAGACAAUUUAUAUUUGAUGUUGUAAAUGAAGGAGGGGAGAAAGAAAAGAUGGAGCUUUUUGUUAAUUUCUGUGAGGAUACCAUCUUUGAAAUGCAACUGGCUGCUCAGAUCUCUGAGUCAGACCUGAAUGAAAGGUCAGCAAAUAAAGAGGAGAAUGAGAAAGAUAAGCCUGAGGAACAGGAUCCUAGAAUGGGUUUCUUCUCUCUUGUGACCAUGAAGUCAGCAUUAGUAGCUCUCAAGUAUAAUUUAAUGACUCUCAUGAAAAUGCUCAGCAUGAAGAGCCUAAAGAAACAGAUGAAAAAAGUGAAGAAAAUGACCAUGAAGGACAUGGUCAUGGCUUUGUUUUCUUCCUAUUGGAGCAUUUUGAUGGGCUUACUACAUUUUGCUUGUAGUGUUGUCCGGGGCUUCUUUCGUAUCAUAUGCAGUUUGCUGCUUGGGGGAAGCCUAGUAGAAGGAGCAAAGAAAAUCAAAGUGGCUGAACUAUUAGCUAAUAUGCCAGAUCCCACUCAGGAUGAGGUGCGUGGGGAAGGAGAAGAGGGGGAGAGGAAGCCAACAGAAGCUGCAUUGCCUACAGAAGACUUGACAGAUCUGAGAACUUUAUCAGAUGAGAGUGAUCUACUCUCAGAUAUAUUUGGUUUGGAUUUGAAACGAGAAGGUGGACAGUAUAAAUUGAUCCCUCACAAUCCAAAUGCUGGUUUGAGUGAUUUACUGAGCACUCCAUCCUUAGCUCCAAUGCCUGAGGUGCAGGAAAAAAUCCAGGAGCAGGUGAAAGAAGAUGAAAAGGAAGAGAAGGAGGAAACAAAAUCUGAACCUGAAAAAGCAGAAGGAGAGGAUGGAGAAAAAGAAGAGAAAGCCAAGGAAGACAAAGGGAAACAGAAAUUAAGACAACUUCAUACUCACAGAUAUGGAGAACCAGAAGUUCAGGAAUCAGCUUUCUGGAAGAAAAUCAUUGCCUACCAACAGAAGCUUCUUAAUUAUUUUGCACGAAACUUUUACAACAUGAGGAUGUUGGCGUUGUUUGUUGCUUUUGCCAUCAACUUCAUCCUGCUUUUCUAUAAGGUCUCCACCUCUGCUGUGACAGAAGAAAAGGAAGUUCCUGUGGUAUCUGCUGGUGAAAGUACCAAGUUGAACAGCCUGGAAAGUGACAACCAGAGGGUCAUUGCAGUGCAUUAUGUCCUGGAAGAAAGCAGUGGCUACAUGGAGCCCACGCUGCGGAUUUUGGCCAUCCUACACACAGUCAUCUCAUUCUUCUGCAUCAUAGGGUAUUACUGUUUGAAAGUUCCACUGGUUAUUUUUAAGAGAGAAAAGGAAGUGGCAAGGAAAUUGGAAUUUGAUGGGCUGUAUAUAACUGAACAGCCAUCAGAAGACGAUAUUAAGGGACAGUGGGAUAGACUUGUAAUCAACACACAGUCUUUCCCAAAUAACUAUUGGGACAAAUUUGUGAAAAGAAAGGUCAUGGAUAAAUAUGGUGAGUUCUAUGGCCGUGACAGGAUCAGUGAGUUACUAGGAAUGGACAAAGCUGCUCUCGAUUUUAGUGAUGCUCGAGAAAAGAAGAAACCAAAGAAGGAUAGCUCCUUAUCUGCUGUGCUAAAUUCCAUUGAUGUUAAGUAUCAGAUGUGGAAAUUAGGAGUUGUUUUCACUGAUAAUUCUUUCCUUUACCUAGCGUGGUACAUGACCAUGUCAGUCCUUGGCCAUUACAACAAUUUUUUCUUUGCUGCUCAUCUCCUUGACAUUGCAAUGGGAUUCAAGACAUUACGAACUAUCCUGUCGUCAGUGACCCACAACGGCAAACAGCUUGUCCUAACAGUGGGAUUACUGGCAGUAGUAGUAUACUUGUAUACAGUAGUGGCGUUCAAUUUUUUCCGCAAGUUCUACAACAAGAGUGAAGAUGGUGAUAUGCCAGACAUGAAAUGUGAUGAUAUGCUAACAUGCUACAUGUUUCACAUGUACGUUGGAGUACGUGCAGGUGGAGGCAUUGGUGACGAAAUAGAGGAUCCAGCAGGAGAUGAAUAUGAAAUCUAUCGGAUUAUCUUUGACAUCACUUUCUUCUUCUUUGUGAUUGUCAUCCUGCUUGCAAUUAUUCAAGGUUUAAUUAUUGAUGCUUUUGGUGAGUUAAGAGAUCAGCAAGAGCAAGUUAAAGAAGACAUGGAGACGAAGUGCUUUAUCUGUGGAAUAGGAAAUGACUACUUUGAUACAGUGCCCCAUGGCUUUGAAACACACACACUGCAGGAGCACAACUUGGCCAAUUAUUUGUUUUUUCUGAUGUAUCUUAUUAACAAAGAUGAAACAGAGCAUACAGGACAGGAAUCCUAUGUAUGGAAAAUGUAUCAAGAACGGUGCUGGGAGUUUUUCCCUGCUGGUGAUUGCUUCCGAAAACAGUAUGAAGACCAGCUCAACUAAGCAGAGAUGAGGAUUUCCAGGCGAAAAUAUGUCCAUGUAUUUCCCAACUCUUUUGGGAAUGUCUAACAUUUCUUCAGUCCCCAAAGCUGUGUGCUUUUUGGAGCACCAAAGCUCUGUUUUUAAUGACCCAACUGCACUUUUAUUUUCUUGUGUAUUUGCUUUGAGAACACUGGAGUAAUGAACAAUGAAAAAUAACAGCAGCUCUGGAAAACAAACCAACCACUUGCACACACAAAAGAUAUCCCUAUACAUAACAUGCACACAUAAGAAGAGACUUGAGACAGCUUAUUUCUGAAACUGCCAGCUGAUGCCCUUGUCUAUAAGAUCACACAUGGGGUGACAUGGUAGCAACACUCAUUCAAUCUGUUUAUUUCAUCAUUCUAGAAGGAACUAUAUGUAGUUCGCAGAGCACUGUAAAAGAUUGUUGUGGACACUAAGAUGUGGGGAAAUAGUGCCUUACUAUAUGUGGGUUGAGCUAUGCAGAAGAUGAGUGCAUGAUGACAUAAUUUUUUUUUUUCUUUAUGUCUUCCCUUUCUUCCAACUUAAUAUUUAUUU